This is a messenger RNA of Orbicella faveolata, 2530 nucleotides long. Its product is annotated as golgin-45-like. Gene Ontology annotation, cellular component: Golgi membrane. Gene Ontology annotation, biological process: Golgi organization; Golgi to plasma membrane protein transport. The record is from RefSeq and is a predicted model, not a curated record. NCBI's taxonomy places the organism in Eukaryota, Metazoa, Cnidaria, Anthozoa, Scleractinia, Merulinidae.
GUUCAGCAUUUUAUUCGUCUAUUUCCAAUUCUUGUGAUAGUUUGUUCCCUUUUAUAGCAUUCUAACAGUUUUUAAGCUCAGAAGAUAUACAGGAUCAUGGUAGAUUUACUGUAAGUUUUAAUUGUCUCCGAUCACGAACCUUCACCCCGGAACUACAUCAUUUCCAGUUUCAUUUUACAAUUUUGCGCAAUAUUUUACGUACGUACACGUAGACGUUGUUGAUGUAAACGCUCCUAACCUUGCAACUGAGCACCUGAGAUCUCCUUAGUAAGAACUUUUCCUGGUCGUUGUAGUUUUCAGCGGUGCUUUGAUAUUCCUAACGGACUCUUACAAAUAUGGCGAAGUUGUUUGAGCCACAUCCCUUAGAAAUGGAAAGGUCUUUGCUACACAGACGAGAAAAGGAUGCUGAACAUGGUUUAGUGGAUUAUAGUAAACUGCCUCGAUCUAGUGGAGAUGGUAUGGAAUUUUCAUCAAGCAAUUCAAGUGAUGGAAGCAGCUCUGAGGGUAGCGAAGAGAGUGACUCAUCACAAAGAAUUAACAAGUUAUUAUCUACUACUGGUGAAAGGCAAACCUUACUAAACCAUGCUACUAACGCUUCAACUGGAUUAAGAACUAAUGCUCAUUCAAAGAUCUUCAACGCCAACCACAGUAGCAUUCACACUCAAGUUCAAAAGCAGCAAGGAAAAGAAAUAACUAGUGUUUACCCUAGAUUAAUUCAAGCUAGUCAAUUACAGGAGGAUAGCGUAACUGCUACAACUAGAACACAAAGGGAACAGCUAAAUAAUGAUGGACACACUAAACCUACCAGUAUUCAGCGACGGAAUUCAACAAAUCUUCUUCUUCAAGGAACUGAACUUCCACUGUUAAACAGUCAGUUGGGAUUAUCACUGAGUGCCAAUGAUCAGCUUGUUUCAUUAGCCCCACCCGCAGUAAAUCUAGGCUUUGGAGAUGGUCUUUCUAAGUCAACUGUAGUGGAACAGAUGGCUGAGUUUAUUGACAGCCAGAAAGUCAUCAGUGAUCUUGAGGAACACAAUUCAAAGCUGGUUGAAGAGAAGACAAAACUUUCAGUGCAGCUGGGUGUCCAGACGAAGGUAAAUGCUGAGAUAAAGAGGUUGUUAGUGGCAUCAGUUGGGGAAGACAUUGGCAACAGGUUGGAGGACUUAGUCAACAGAAAUGUUCAACAAACUGUGGAACUUAAUCACUGGAAGAAGAUGUGCGAGGAAUACUCAGAAGAAUCGGACAGAUUAGAAAUUGAGUGUGAUGUAUGGAGGACAAAAUUCCUUGCAAGCAGAAUGAUGUCAGAUGAACUGUCCAGUUGGAAGGUAACCCUCUACACCAAAUUCAGGCAGGCUCAGAGUGCUUUACAGAGAUUACUUGAUGAGCGAAGUCAGCUUCAACAGUACCUCACUCAAACAAAGAGGUUAAUUCAGUCCGUGUAUUCAAUGUUAAAGAGUACAAGUGGUAAAUAUCAAGAUUCAUCCCAGUCUACAGUACACACCAAAGGUUUAAAUGAACAGAGUAUCUUGGAAAUGGCUUCCAUAAAUAGCUCUUUAGCUAAGGAGACCCUAGACCUCGCUCAGAAUGUUUUGCCAGCCUUCUCAUUGGCAGAGACAUCACUGUUAUUAACACACGAGUCACAGGAGACACUGGAACAGCUACAGAUGGAGCCAACAUCUGCUGAAAAACUGGCUUUACAGGUUUUGUCCAGUGAUGUCGACCUCCAAGCUGAAGAACAGCAACUAAGAGGUGUAAUGAAAAGAAUGUCUCAACAAUACAUGGGACAUGAUUAUCAAAGCCGGUUCUCCACCAGAAAUUUUCGAGUAACUUAUGAUUGUUGCGAUCGAUGCACUGGUACACUUCAUGUGGUGUAACACGUUAAUUGGCUCGUCACCAUGGUCUACUGAGCUCUCAUAUGGUUAGCACUAAACUCAAUCCCCUGAGUUUUAGUACUGUUAAGUGCUGAAUGUUACAAUGUGAUUAUUGACUGAGUUGGGGAUGUAACAAGCGAAAUACUGUGGGGAAUACUUGGAGAGUGAAUCUGCUGGGUCGGAGUAGAAAAUUGGCUCUUAAAGACAGUCAUAAAGACUAAAGUUGCUUUAUUUUAUUCCAUUUUAUUCUAUUUUAUUCUAUUUAACAAGUCUUUCAAAAGCGCACAAUUGAAUAAUUGUACAGUAGAAAGAAAAUAUAAACUAAAAUUAUUUAAUAUUUGGAAUGAAUUUAAACGUAGCUGAUGGAAUUGAAUUUUUAAAGAGAGCAAAAUAUUUUUGAAGCGUGUUUUGAAAUCGCCUCUGUACAUUUAUGAAAUAUACUGCGGCGACACCACACACUACAACUGCAUUGUAAAGAAAUGUUUUCUCGCAGUUAGAUUAACCUUAUAACAUGUCUACAGCUCAGCUGAACUCGUUUUUAAACUAAUAUUUGCCUGCACAAGGGCCUAGCUCUAUUAUCUACACCUCAAUUGAAGAAAUCAAUUCGACAUGAUGUUUCCACUCUACGCCGGAGAAAUUAGAAACGCAGCUUUAUUUCUACG